GAAAGACAGGAACCAGGGGGAAAGCAGGAAAAUUCCAAAAAGAAAUAGGCAAAAUUCAAAAUUACCGAAGGAUGGCGCACAGGGAGCGAGGAGGAGUUAAGAAACGGGAGCCCUCGAAUGAGUGGGACGCUGAAAGGACGGCCAGAUUUUUUGCGGAUUUACAGGAAAAUGAGGUGCGAACUAUGCACUAUUUGGGGCUGGCUUACCUGGUUUUGUCCCGUCGCCCAAGGUUGCAGGUGAAAGUUCCGCUGUCCACGAAAAACUACGAAGAUGGAGCCAAUGUGGGAGCGGGGGAGCAAGGAGGCUCUGCCCUCCAGUUGGUCUUCACCUGUCCAUCGAAAUAUCCUCUGCAAGUGCCGCAGGUGGAUAUUGUGGAGAAGCGCAAUAUCAGCGAGUCCUUGGAGAAGGCUCUCCACGAAGAGAUCGCCCAGACGGUGGAGCAGCACCUGGGCCUCCAGAUGAUUGUGCCCGUGGUGACCAGGCUGCAAAUGGUGAUAAAUACCGAGGGGAGGAGGCAGCCCAGCCGGAUAUUAUAAUCAUGAAUGCCACCUCUC
Messenger RNA from Drosophila takahashii, 554 nucleotides. RefSeq lists its product as uncharacterized. The record is from RefSeq and is a predicted model, not a curated record. Gene Ontology annotation, molecular function: protein binding. Gene Ontology annotation, biological process: cytoplasmic translation. Lineage: Eukaryota; Metazoa; Arthropoda; Insecta; Diptera; Drosophilidae.